Vombatus ursinus (common wombat) is the source of this 384-nucleotide messenger RNA. Its product is annotated as small cysteine and glycine repeat-containing protein 5-like. The record is from RefSeq and is a predicted model, not a curated record. The transcript has a single exon. NCBI's taxonomy places the organism in Eukaryota, Metazoa, Chordata, Mammalia, Diprotodontia, Vombatidae. Bases 1 to 384 code for a protein of 127 amino acids.
AUGGGUUGCUGUGGCUGUGGAGGCGGUGGCUGUGGCGGCUGCGGCGGCUGUGGUGGCUGUGGUGGCUGCGGUGGCUGCGGUGGCUGCGGUGGCUGCGGUGGCUGCGGUGGCUGCGGUGGCUGCGGUGGCUGUGGUAGCUGUACCACCUGUACCUGCCGCCGUGUAGGCUGCUGCUCUGCCUGCUGCCCCUGCUGCUGUGGCUGCUGUGGAGGCUGCUGCAGCCCCACCGUUGUCUGCUGCCGGCGCACCUGCUGCUCUGGCUCCUGUGGUUCCUGUGGCUGUGGCUCUUGUGGCUGUGGCAAGGGUUGUGGCUGUGGCAAGGGCUGCUGCCAACAGAAACGCUGUUGCCAACAGUGCUGUUGUAAGAAGCAAUGCUGCUGCUAG